CUAGUGACGGCCAAGGAGUAGAAGUCCGUAAAGUCUGUGGCAAGAGCUUCUGAAGCCUAUAUAACGAUGUCAGACGUCCAGACACCGGCGAUAGGCAUCGACCUGGGCACCACCAACUCGUGCGUGGCUGUUGUUCUCAAUGGGCGUGUUGAGGUCAUCGCAAACGAAAUGGGAAAACGGAUCACCCCAUCGUGCGUCGCAUUCACAGAAGAAGAGCGCCUCAUCGGUCAUGCUGCAAAAUACCAGGCAAUUUUCAAUUCCAAAAACACAAUAUUUGAUGCUAAACGACUCAUGGGCAUGAAAUAUCAUGACGAAAAUAUUCAGAAUCGUAUUCGACUUUGGCCGUUCAAUGUUGUCGAAUCUUCUGGACAUCCGAGAUUUCGCGUUCAAUACAAGAAUGAAAUGAAAGAUUUUUCCCCAGAAGAGAUCUCAGCAAUGAUUCUGCAAAAAAUGAAAGCCAUUGCCGAAACAUACAUCGGUUCUCCAGUCAAAGACGCCGUAGUUACAGUGCCUGCCUACUUCAACGACUCCCAGCGUCAAGCGACCAUGGAUGCGGGUAAGAUUGCUGGUUUGAACAUUGUGUCUCUUCUCAACGAGCCCUCAGCUGCCGCCAUCGCAUACGGCUUCAAUCAAAAGAAAGGCAUGAGGCAGAACGUUUUAGUAUUCGAUUUCGGCGGCGGCACUUUCGAUGUAGCCAUACUCAGUAUCACAGAAAAUGACUUUGAAGUCAUAGCUACAAGUGGAGACACCUCUCUCGGGGGCAGCGACAUCGAUGAACGUCUAGUUGUGCAUUUCAUUGAAGAAAUCAAGAAAAAACACAAUAAAGACAUUUCAGACAAGGAAAUUAAGGUAAAGAAUGAAGAGGAUAGCUCAAAAAUUUUAACAAAACUCAGGAAUGCCUGUGAACGUGCAAAGAGAAAUCUUUCCUCUUCGACACAAUCAGAAGUACUUUCAGAAAGCCUAUUUGAUGGAAUUGAUUUCCGGGCGAACCUCAGUCAAACUCGAUUGACUAAACUAUGCUCUGAUCUCUUCACAAAAACCAUAAAUAUUGUUGAAGCAGUAUUGGAAUCCUCGAAAAUGGGAGUAGAUGAUAUCGACGAAAUAGUUCUAGCUGGCGGUUCCACACGAAUUCCCAAAAUUCAAGAGCUCCUGCAAGGAAAGUUCAAUAACAAGAAGCUUAACCACAAAAUCCACCCUGAUGAAGCUGUGGCUUACGGAGCAGCCGUUUAUGCCGCCUCCAUAUCAAGUGACAAAACAAUUGAGAACAUCAAGUUCGUAGAUGUCGCUCCACUGACACUUGGGAUAAAUGUUCUUGGAAACUUGAUGAGCCCAAUUAUCCCUCGCAAUACCAAACUUCCUGCGACUGUGAUGAAGAAGUAUGUCACCACGGUCGAUUAUCAGUCAGGAGUUGAUAUCAAAGUGUACGAAGGAGAACGACUCAGUAGUGACGAGAACAACUUGCUGGGUGAGUUCUCUCUCGAAAAUAUCCAACCAGCUAAAAAAGGCAUCCCACAAAUAGAGGUAUCUUUCGUUGUCGACAUGAAUGGAAUUUUGACUGUGACGGCUGAGGACACAGCCACUGGCAGAAACGAAGAGAUCGUUAUCCGCUGCAACAAAGGCCGACUGCCGAAGCAUGAAGUCGAGCGAAUGAUCACCGAAGCAAAAGAAUUUCAGAAAGAAGACGACAAGAAAGAGAAGCUUAGAGCUGCUCGCCAUGAACUUGAGACCCUCUGUGUUGAAGUAAAGGAUUUGAUUAGCGAGCAGAGAGACGACGAUCUUGAGAAUUUGGAGUUAGACAAUUUCUGGGGCGUCUACACUGAUACUGAGGAGUGGCUGGACGAGGCCGAACAGGCAACGGAAGAAGAGUACCGUUCCCGUUAUGAUGCUCUAGUUGAAGUCAAAGAGCGGAUGGUUAGUAACUAGGUUUCUCCGAUGUUUCGAGCUUUUGCGGCGCAUGCUGGGGGAUAGCAUUCUCCAACUUCACACUUUAUAGUUUAUAUCCUUUCCGUAUGUAAGCACGCUAGAGGAUAUACAUAUAUAGCCGCCUAUGUAAUGAAGUGCUUAAACCCAUAGGGCCGUAUACUCACAGCAUCGCUUAAGCAUGCUAAGUUAAGCAUGUUCAUACUGCAUCUGGCCUCAUGGUUGAAUUACAUAAGGU
Messenger RNA from Hyalella azteca, 2158 nucleotides. RefSeq names its product heat shock 70 kDa protein II-like. Bases 67 to 1923 code for a protein of 618 amino acids. Gene Ontology annotation, cellular component: cytoplasm. NCBI's taxonomy places the organism in Eukaryota, Metazoa, Arthropoda, Malacostraca, Amphipoda, Hyalellidae. Gene Ontology annotation, biological process: cellular response to unfolded protein; protein refolding. The record is from RefSeq and is a predicted model, not a curated record. Gene Ontology annotation, molecular function: ATP-dependent protein folding chaperone; heat shock protein binding; ATP hydrolysis activity. The transcript is spliced from 2 exons.